Messenger RNA from Acanthochromis polyacanthus (spiny chromis), 3995 nucleotides. RefSeq names its product unc-45 myosin chaperone B (gene unc45b). The transcript has 19 exons. Lineage: Eukaryota; Metazoa; Chordata; Actinopteri; Pomacentridae. Gene Ontology annotation, molecular function: Hsp90 protein binding. The record is from RefSeq and is a predicted model, not a curated record.
UGACAGAUGGGAGACCCAGUCCAGUUAAAAGAUGAGGGAAACAAACACUUUCAGGCGGGAGAUAUUGACAAGGCCAUUGAGUGCUACACUAAUGCCAUCAAGGUGUGCAAAGACAAGAAGGUGCUGGCUGUCAUUCACAGGAACAGAUCUGCAUGCUACCUAAAAAGGUAAGAAAACUAUACCAAUGCAGCAUCUGAUGCUUCUAGAGCAAUUGAUGUCGAUGCAUCAGACAUAAAAGCCUUAUACCGGCGCUGCCAAGCCUUGGAGAAACUUGGUAAAUUGGACAUGGCUUUCAAAGAUGUGCAAAGAUGCGCAACGCUUGAACCCAAGAACAAGACUUUCCUGGAGACUCUCCGCAGGCUGGGAGCAGAGAUCCAGGCCAAGCUCAAAACAACAUUCUCCACAGAUUCACGGGUACAGAACAUGUUUGAGAUUCUCCUUGAUGAAGAAAUGGGAAAGGACAAGAGGGAAAAAGCUGCCAACAACUUGAUUGUUUUGUCUAGAGAAGACGCUGGAGCCGAGAGAAUCUUUCAGAAUAACGGAGUACCUCUGUUACUCAACAUGAUAGAGACAGGCAAACCAGAGAUGAUCUUGGCUGCUAUUCGUACUUUAUCAGGAAUGUGCACAGGACACAAAGCUCGGGCCAUGGCCAUUGUUAACAUGGUGGGUGUUGAUAAGAUGUGCAGCAUCAUGGCUAUUGACAAUGAAGAGAUUGCAUUGGCAACCUGCAACCUCUUCCAGUGCAUCAAUGACUCCCUCACUGGUGGGGACACAAGGGAAUAUGGGAAAGAAGCAUCCUUGGUUUUAGAUGCAUCUAAAGACCUGAAAACUAUUCUUCUCUCGCUGCUGGAGAUGGUUUCUAGCAGCAAGGUUUCUGGCCACGGCAGAGACCAGGCACUGAACCUCUUGAACAAGAAUGUACCUCGGAAGGAUAAGAAAGAGAAAAAUAACUCCAGGACCCUCUUUACAAUUGACCAUGGUCUGAAGAAGAUCCUUAAAGUUUGUGGUCAAGUUCCUGAACUUCCAGACCAGCUGCCUUUGACAGAGAACACACAGCUGAUUGCCAGUGUGCUCCUCAACAAGCUCUAUGAUGACCUCACAUGUGACCCAGAGAGAAACAACUUCAGGGACAUUUGUGAUGAAUAUAUCAAAUCCAAAAUUGACCCCAACAACAUGGACAAAACCAUUCAUGCCAUCAACACGAUCUCAGGGCUGCUGCAGGGUCCUUUUGAUGUUGGUAAUGCUCUAGUUGGACGGCAAGGCAUCAUGGAGAUGAUGGUGGCACUGUGUGGCUCUGAACGUGAGGUGGACCAGAUGGUUGCCGUGGAGGCCCUGAUCCAUGCGUCCUCAAAGAUGAGCCGUGCCAGCUUCAUUAUUACCAAUGGAGUGUCCCUGCUAAAGGACAUCUACAAGAAGACCAAGAACGAGAAGAUUAAAAUACGUUCGCUGGUGGGUCUCUGUAAACUGGGUUCAGCUGGAGGUGAUGACUACAGUCUGAGGCAGUUUGCUGAAGGCUCGACAGAGAAGCUGGCCAAGCAGUGCAGAAAAUGGCUCUGUAAUCCCCAGAUUGAUACCAAAACAAGAAAGUGGGCCAUUGAGGGUCUUGCUUAUCUGACAAAUGACGCUGACGUCAAAGAUGACUUUGUGGAGGAUGAACUUGCUAUGAAAGCCAUGUUUGAACUGGCUAAGUCUAAAGACAAGACAAUCUUAUAUGCAGUUGCUUGCAUCCUGAUUAACUGCACCAACUGCUAUGAUAAAAAGGAAAUUAUCCCUGAGCUGGUUCAACUAGCCAAGUUCUCAAAACAACAUGUGCCUGAGCAACAUCCCAAGGACAAGAAAGACUUUAUAGAGAAGAGAGUGAAAAGGCUGCUGAAGGGUGGAGUCACGUCAGCUCUAGCUGUCAUGGUCAAAGCAGACAGCUCCAUCUUGACAGACCAGACCAAGGAGAUGCUGGCAAGAGUUUUUCUGGCAUUGUCAGAGGAUCCCAAAGAUCGUGGUACUAUUGUUGCCCAAGGUGGGGGAAAGGCUUUGAUACCACUCGCUCUGGAAGGGACAGAUGUGGGAAAGGUGAAAGCCAGCCACGCCCUUGCCAAGAUAGCAGCUAUUUCCAAUCCAGAAAUUGCCUUUCCUGGUGAACGGGUGUACGAGGUUGUGCGACCGUUAGUUAACCUCCUUCAAACAGACAGAGAUGGAAUGCAGAACUUUGAAGCUCUGAGAGGCCUCACCAACUUGGCUGGUUACAGUGAAAAACUAAGAGUCAAGAUUGUGAAAGAGAAAGCUUUGCCAGAGAUUGAAAACUACAUGUUUGAAGAACAUGACCAGAUUAGACAGGCUGCAACAGAAUGCAUGUGCAAUCUUGUGACCUGCAAAGAGGUCCAAGAACGAUAUCUGGAGGAUGGCAAUGAUAAGCUGAAGCUGCUGGUGCUGCUAUGUGGUGAAGAUGAUGACAAUCUUCAGAUAGCUGCAGCUGGAGCUCUGGCCAUGAUCACCGCCUCUCAGAAGAAGCUGUGCACAAAAAUGACCCGGGUGACAACCCAGUGGCUGGAGAUCCUGCAGAGGCUGUGUCUCCAUGUCAACCCUAUGAUCCAGCACCGUGGUCUUGUGAUUGUCUAUAACAUGCUCAGCUCAGAUGAUAGUGAGGUGGCCAAGAAACUGAUCGAGAGUGAGAUGCUGGAAAUCCUCACAGUGAUUGGCAAGGCGGAGGACAAUCCCAAGAGGCAGGAUCCCAUUGAUACAGCACGCACAUGCCUGGUCAAAGCUAUGGAUCUUGGCCUGAUCAAACCCUUUUCCAGCCCUUCUUAAAAGACUGUCAACAAGUCAAACAACAACAACGGACUAUCUUCUUUAUUUCCUCUGUUAAAUAGAGACUUUCCCUCCAAAUUUCUUUUUCCAUAUCUGAGAAAUUCAAGAAUUCAACAAACUGGCUCCAGAUCAGUAAAUAUAAUAAUCCCUCACAAUAUAGAUCAGUGUUUGUUUGUUUUUUGUUGUUGUUUUUUUAAAUCUAGUUGUUGUUUUGGGCAAUAUAGUAAGUACAUAAGGUGGAUUACCUGCUGUGAGACUUUUCUUCUCAGAUGGAAUUGAGGACAUAUAUUUUUUUUCUUUGUACUGAGCUCACUGAUUUAAACAUACCCUUGAAAUACCAUUUUAUAUUUCAGUAUCUAUCUAUCUAUCUAUCUAUCUAUCUAUCUAUCUAUCUAUCUAUCUAUCUAUCUAUCUAUCUAUCUAUCUAUCUAUCUAUCAAAGAUGACACACAACUGAAAACUCCUCUCCUUCUGUCUACUCUAUCUUGUGAUAAUAUGAAAUAAAUCUGCCCAGCUUGUGACAUUUGAAAAGAAAGUAAUGUGAUUCAGCAUUUAAGUGACUAAACAAUUGGUAAUUACAACAUUUCCACUGAGUAACUGUGGCUAAAAUACCUAAGACAGCAAUAUCCUCAACCAAUGACUCACUCCAGUCCUAAUCUUAACCUCUACUUAUCAGAGCCUUGUCUAGUUCACUGGAUGUCAAUUGCAAUACAAGCUGCCACUAAUCAUGCAUGUCAUGUGGCUUUCUACUCUGCUUCUGCUAUGUCUGUUUUAUCAGAAUCCUCUUCACUACAGGAAACAACAAUUGCAACCUCCACGAUAGCAAACCAUAUUUGAGACUUCAAAACUGGAGUGCACAAACCACUGCCAUGACCAUGUUUUAUCUCCAGUCAGUGAUUGAAACUGAAAGACAACUCUUACUAAAAAGAAACUGUCACAUUUCCAGAAUAUAAAUCUGAAGAUUGUGAUUGCAAAACUUAAGUUAUGUAGCUUAAAUAAAAGGGGAUAGCAAAUUAAACGGUCACACAAUGAGCAAAUAUAUACUUUUUUUUAAAAAGAUGGAAGCUGUAAUAAUUGAAUGAAAAAAUACAUUUUCUAGUGCAGCUUUUUUUCAUGCAGUAGCCUGUGACUGCAUAGGCUAUCUUAGAAGUGUUUCUAUGUGGGAGUGCUCUGUUUGUUUGUUUGUUUGUUUGU